ACAGGCCUCCGGGCGCGCAUGCGUGUUGGGUGGCGUGUGUGUUGGAGGGCGUCGCACGUACGUGGCUGGCGGGGACGCCGGCGUGUGGGGCAGCAGUUGGUUGGGGGCGGCGGGUGUCGGUGGUCGCGGGAGUGCAGGCGCUGUGGGCCGCGGGCCGAGGAGGGCCGAAUCGGAAUGGAGCGGUUACGUUGGCAAAUGGUGGCCGUGGCGACCCUGGGUCUGGCUCUGGCCCUGGAGGCGCUGCCCUCAGUGCUGCACUGGCUGCGGGCCGGGCGCCGGCAAGAGCGGCGAAGGCCGCCGCGGCGGGAGGUGCUCUUCUUCCCGUCGCAGGUGACCUGCACGGAGGCCCUGCUGCAGGCUCCCGGUGAGGGGCCGUCGGGCCCCCCGGCAGGCUGCCCCUGCAGCCUGCCCCACGGCGAGAGCUCGCUCAGCCGCCUGCUGCGCGCCCUUUUGGCCGCUCGCUCCAGCCUGGAGCUCUGCCUCUUUGCCUUCUCCAGCCCACAGUUGGGCCGUGCGGUGCAGCUGCUGCACCAGCGUGGGGUGCGCAUCCGGGUCAUCACUGACUGCGACUACAUGGCUCUGAACGGCUCACAGAUCGGCCUGCUACGAAAGGCAGGCAUCCAGGUGCGACACGACCAGGACCUGGGCUACAUGCAUCAUAAGUUCGCCAUUGUGGACAAGAAGGUGCUGAUCACCGGCUCCCUCAACUGGACCACGCAAGCCAUUCAAAACAACAGAGAGAACGUCCUGAUUAUGGAGGAUGAGGAGUAUGUGAGGCUUUUCCUGGAAGAAUUUGAGCGUAUUUGGGAAGAGUUUAAUCCGACCAAGUACACCUUUUUCCCGCAAAAGAAGCAGAGUCACUGAAGCUGUGCUCUCUCCUCUGUCUGCGGAGUUGGGGGGCGAGUGCUGUCCAGUAUCAAAACUUUUUGGUCCCGGGAGUGGAAAGCAGACCGAAGCUGCGGAGACUGGGGCUCCAGACUGGCCUGGGUCGCGCCCAGAGCUGCGGCCCCUGAGCGACAUCUCAGGAAGUCGCCGCGCACCCUCCAUUCUCGUCCACAGGGCACUAAAGCGAACUCAAGAGCAUUUGGGGUGACAAAGCACAGGGACAUCCCUGCCACACCGAUGCGUUGUCGCGGGCCCACUUGUUUCCUGCCCCAGGGCCCGUGUGGUCGCAGCUCGCCAGCUCCCACCCAGCAUGCAAGCUGACCCCCAGUCUGAUUCUAGAGACUCUCGUGCUUUGGCCAACCCCGGCAGCACCCCCACCAGUGGCUCCGGAAUGCUUUCUGCUUCUCCUGGUGGCCCGGCCGCUCCCAUCAGCACCGCUGGGCCCUGGCGUUGGCCAGAGGCGGGCAGCUCCUCCGUGGCUUCUUGGCGGGUUUGAGUCUGCAGAGGGAAAGGGGAGACGUCGGGGAGGAAAAAGGGCAGGAGGGGAGAGAGGGGCUGGGCGGGAGCGGGGAGCUGCCUUCCAGGCUCCCUCGUCAGCAUGGCUGGCCCCCCGCGUCGGGCAGGUGGUGCUCUUACCCGGGUCUCCUUGAGUGAUGACCCUUUACUACAAAUAUACCUGAAGAUGUUCAUGCUCUGCCACUUCCCCUUUGUGCUCACUGCGGUCAAGUACAAGGUCUACCAGCGAGGACUGCGAGUGGCCAGAAGCUGCUUCUGUUUCCUUUCCUUAUGCCUUUGUCCACAUUCUCGAAUUCAAGUUGAUUUGGUGUGCUUCGAAGUGACCUUGAGUGUAAUACCCAUGAACUUGACUCACUGGCAGUUUUGGUUCAGCAUAAUCCUGAGUUACCUGACCAUCUGGAGGAGUUAACUAGGAGGGAGGCCAGUGUUGGGCGCGGCGCCCCACAGAUGUGUUCUUACUGUUGGCUCUGGGAUUUGCUCUCACUGGUAAUUAGAAUAGCUACCUAUGGACAUUUGUGAAAAGUUAGAUUGUUUUUUCGUAACAUGUACCUUUAUUUAUAGAUAGCUCAAGUGGGCCCUGGUGGUUUUGCCAUCUUGUCAUUUGUAUCAGUGAUACGGUGUGUGACUUGUCCUGAUGACUCCUGGUGUGCUCACGCCUGCCGAGCCACCUGCACAGAGCGGUCACGCUGCAUGUUGUUGCCCAUCGAAAGUAAUCCGUGACUUACUGUGUUGGGCAAGUAAACCUCAAGUUAAUUUUUCUGAUGUAACCGAAGCUAUAAAAUACAUAGAUCGGAAAUGAGAAAUGCUUGGACACUGAAAGUGUUUUUUUCACCUGUCUUUUCCCGCACUGUGUGUUCUGAAGGGAGAGCAGAAGUUGUAUCCUGUGUUGUGAAUGAUGAAGCCGGGCUGUCCUGGACUUCUGGCACACUUAAAUAAAUAUGUUCUUGUU
This is a messenger RNA of Mustela erminea (ermine), 2350 nucleotides long. It is a transcript of the gene PLD6, whose product is annotated as phospholipase D family member 6. Gene Ontology annotation, cellular component: mitochondrion. Gene Ontology annotation, biological process: piRNA processing. Bases 19 to 864 code for a protein of 281 amino acids. The record is from RefSeq and is a predicted model, not a curated record. The transcript is spliced from 2 exons. Lineage: Eukaryota; Metazoa; Chordata; Mammalia; Carnivora; Mustelidae. Gene Ontology annotation, molecular function: RNA endonuclease activity producing 5'-phosphomonoesters, hydrolytic mechanism.